This is a messenger RNA of Arabidopsis lyrata subsp. lyrata, 719 nucleotides long. RefSeq lists its product as uncharacterized. Lineage: Eukaryota; Viridiplantae; Streptophyta; Magnoliopsida; Brassicales; Brassicaceae. The record is from RefSeq and is a predicted model, not a curated record.
AUGUGAGUCUCUUAUUGUAUGGUUUAUCUCAAGGCUCUUGUUAAUUGCUUGGACUGUUUAUGUUUGGGCCUUCGUUGCCAUUCUUACUCCUUUGUGGAGAUGUUUGUUCUAUCAAUUUCUUCUUUGUGAGAAAAUUGUUUAGUUGCAGGGAUGAAAUCCUUCUUUGGUGUUGCUAGGCUUGCCAUCUCAUCUCUCACUGGUAUGGGAUGGUCCUUCAUCAUUUCUUCUGAAGUUCUCCUGCUUGAUGGUUCUAUCCUUAGCCGAAAGGAUUGGUGUUUUGAAGACAUUCAAAGUCACCUUGCAUCUAAAAAGCUAUCGCUUCGACAAUGCUUCAUUAUUGUCCUUGUAGCAGACAGUUUGGCACUCAAGAAAGCAUUCUUAGAUGCUUGUUUUGCUUCUUUGAACAAAUUCUCUUCCCAAAAUUCCCUCUUGUUUGGAGUCCUAUGGAUGAUCAAGACUUGUCGGUAUUGCAAGGUUCCUCCUCCCGACUGAUAGUCUCCUCUACCUUUGUCGAAGAGUUUAUAACCGUUCAGGUUAUUAUCCAUGUGGUCAAUCAAGAAGAUAUUGAGAUUGUACUUGUUUGUUGGUCUCUUAUAUUCUCCUUUGAUUUGUAACUUAUCUAUCCCUCGUUUAGCUAUCUUUUGAUGGCCUUUUUGGCGCUUGUUGCCUUACUACUUUGUAUUUCCUUACCUUUGGAUGUAUUUCCUAUUCUGUUUUAG